CGCUUAUUGGACCCUACCCCCAGUUCAUAAUUCUUUUAUGCCAGAAAUAAUAUAAUCUAAUAUUCUAGUGUUGUAUUGUCACAAUACUGUUUUCUGCUAAGUCUUCGUUAAAGUUGUAUUUUAUUACAGUCCUUUUCUUGGGUGAAGAAAAUGAUUAAAGUUGCUGUAAACAUCUCUUUUUAGGUUAAAAUCAUUGGGUUAUGGCUUUUCAAGCACCAAAUGCAAGAGAACUCGCCAAUCGAAAAAUAUUGGAGGAACUGCAGCUCAAGAAGCAGAUGCUGUUGAAGCAGGGGGCAGUGCCUCUGACGUCUACACCUCUUUCCAUCCCUGCUGUGUCAGGAAAUAUUCCCAGUCCAGGUCCAGAACAUUUGUCAUCUAUUCAGCGUGGAGCACAAGCUUCAUUCGGUUACUUUAUCCCUCAGGACUCUUUGUUUGGCAAUGUUAUUUUGCCAGUAUUACCCAGAUUCGACAACAAAUAAGUAUGGCUCGAAUAAAACUGAAGACACUAGAGCAGUACUUACAGCAGAUAGAAGUAUUUGAUAAA
Molecule: messenger RNA, 544 nt
Organism: Homalodisca vitripennis (glassy-winged sharpshooter)
Lineage: Eukaryota; Metazoa; Arthropoda; Insecta; Hemiptera; Cicadellidae
Product: SOSS complex subunit C homolog
Exons: 3
Coding region: 201-479 (92 amino acids)
Biological process (GO): DNA repair
Cellular component (GO): nucleoplasm; SOSS complex; nucleus
Source: RefSeq, a predicted model, not a curated record